GACGUUAGCGUUGACGUUGAAAGGCUCAUCCACCCACACCCCCAUAGCGCACAUCUGAUCGCUCACGUACAAUGUCAACAUAUAACGAACGUUGUAGAACAUUCACGUAUAUGAUUCAACGCCUUCAACAAAGUACCCAUAUAUGAAAGAUACAACUGGAAAGAAUUAAAUAAAAUAGUUUAACCAUUAUUUUUUAAUAUAAAGAAUUAAUGGGUAUAUUAUUCCUGCUCUAAAAAGGAAAUGGUGAUUCCACUUUCUUUUUGAAUGGAAUCUCUGUAACAAUGAAUUAUUCAGUCACAUUUGUAUUUCGCGCCUUUGUCGUGUCAAUAAAUGCAGACGUCAAAUGAGGUUAAAGAGCUGGAUUCCACGCAUACAGAGCGGUGUUUAUUGUUUUUUAUUAUCGUGAGAUUAUUGUAUUAGACUAGAUCUCGGCAAAAUGAGUACCGCUGAAGAGUUGCCUCCGACAGAGGAAAAUUUACCUGCUAUUUUGAAUAAAUUACAAGAGGAUGAGGUCAUUGUUAAUACACAAUUGGAUCAUAUUUUGAUGCGGCACUGUCAUGUCGAAGCUAAGCUUCAAAGUAUUGGAAAAGUCUUGCCAAAUGUGGCUGUCAUUCGUUCGGAGGGUGAAAAAUUUAGAAAUAUGAUAGAUCGCACAAACAAGCUAGCAGAAAAAGUAAGCGCCAAAGUUAGGCAGCUGGAUCUUGCUAGAAGCAGAGUAUGCGAGUGUCAGAGCCGUGUUAACGACAUACUUGACCUACAAUUAUGUAGUGAAGGUGUUGCUACCGCAUUACGUAAUGAGGAUUAUGAGCAAGGUGCUGCACACGUGCAUCGAUUUUUGUUGAUGGAUCAGCAAUUACUGGAAAGAACUGCUGAUGAUGUAUCUGGAGAUCAUACAAGUGUCACUAGUUCCUUGGCUACUUUACAACAAGCUGCAAAUCAGCUUAGGACAGUUGUCACUCAUAAAUUUGAUGAGGCUGUAAAAUCUGAAGAUCUUGCCUCUGUUGAGAGAUUUUUCAAAAUAUUCCCAUUAUUGGGAAUGCAUAGUGAAGGAAUUGUCAAGUUUUGUGAAUAUUUAAGCUCCAAGCUUCAAGAAACUGCUCAAAAGAAUUUGAAGGCAGCACUAGAUGUAAAAAGUACUGAUAAGAAAGCACCUCUGAUUUUCGCAAACACAACAAUAUUAUUUUUUGAAGGUAUUGCAAAAAUUGUUGAAAUUCAUCAACCAAUUAUAGAAACUUAUUAUGGGCCAGGAAAAUUGCUAACAUGUGUAGGUAUUCUACAGAAAGAAUGUGAUAGGCAAAUACAAAAAAUUAUAUCUGAGUUUAUGAAACGUAGAGCAAUAUCAAGAAAAGUCCAAUUGAUUAAUGAUUGUUUGAGAAAACAAGGUACUGAAAAGUUGGAUCCAAAAGAUUUAGAUCUUGUUUUGAAGGAAAUAACUAUAAUGCAUGAAAGAGCUGAGCUGUAUGUCAAGUUUCUGAGGAGAAGAAUAGUUAAUGAUCUUGAAAUUAGUACUACUGAUUCUCAACAGAGAAAAGAUCUAUUAAAUGAUUUUGAAUUGAUUAUUAAAAAUUCAGAGUUGGCUAGGUGUAUGCAAGAAUUACUUGGAGCCUACUUGGCCUUGGAAAGGUAUUUCAUGGAAGAAAGUGUAAAUAAAGCUAUUGGAAUGGAUGCUCUGGAUAAAGAUCAGCAAACAUCCAGCCUGGUGGAUGAUUCGUUUUACAUUGUGAAAAAGUGCAUUAGAAGAUCAAUUUUAAGUGGAAGUAUAGACGGUGUCUGUGCUGUUAUCAAUAUGGCAUGUGGUUUGCUUGAAGGCGAAUUUGCAAGUACAUUAAGAAGUAGACUUAGGCAAGGGUACCCUGCUGGAUAUUUAGACUUGGCUCAAGCAUAUAAUGCUCUGCAAACAAGUAUUCAACAUGGACGGAUUCAGACAUCAGAUACAGAACUUGCAAGACUUAUGUUUUUGGCUUAUUUGAAUAAUGCUGAAGUAAGCAUAGAGUACAUAGAAACUUUGAGUAAAAGUCUUAGUAUUGAUAUUGCACAAUAUUUUCCAAAUAUACAAGGCAAAGAAAAAGCCAAAAUCGAAAGUUGUUUGGCUGGAAUGAAAAGUGCAUCAUUUACUCUACGUACUGUAGUUGAUUAUGGGCUGGAACAAUUGCGUGUUAGUGCUGUGAAGCCUAGGGUAACUCCUUGGGUUGAUGUAUUUUUAACAGUUAACCAUCAAGUCAAUGAUGAUGAUUUGUUGAGAUAUGAGACUGAUGAACCAUUUGUUCAAACUUUAGUCAUGAAUUUAGAAGGUCUCUUGCAAGUAUUUAAAAAUAGCAUGACUGAAUCAAAUUAUAAUGCUCUUAUAGGUAUUCUCACAGCAGAAGUAACAGCACGUUUAGAAAAAGUCGUUUUAAAAUCUACAUUUAAUCGGGCUGGAGGUCUUAUUUUAGACAAAGAAGUACGAUCUCUAGCUAGUUACUUGGCUACUGCUACUUCCUGGUCUGUACGUGACAAAUUUGCAAGACUUGUACAAAUGGCAACUAUUCUUAGCAUUGAGAAAAUUGAAGAAUUGGCAGAUUAUUGCGGUGCUGAUGCAAUAGCCUGGAGACUGACACCUGCUGAAGUCAGAAAGAUUCUUGCUUUGAGAACAGAUUUCAGGCCUGAAGACAUAAAGAGACUAAGAAUAUAAUUUAAUUAUUUUGUAUAUAAAAAUUCUGUACAUAUUUGAAUAAAAAUAGUUUUUAAAUCAUUUUAAA
This is a messenger RNA of Nasonia vitripennis (jewel wasp), 2738 nucleotides long. RefSeq names its product conserved oligomeric Golgi complex subunit 4 (gene Cog4). NCBI's taxonomy places the organism in Eukaryota, Metazoa, Arthropoda, Insecta, Hymenoptera, Pteromalidae. The transcript is spliced from 9 exons. The record is from RefSeq and is a predicted model, not a curated record. Bases 437 to 2671 code for a protein of 744 amino acids.